AUGAUCCGCAACGUUGCUCUUUUGGCUCUUGCUGCCAGCCCGGCCUUUGCCGGUGUUGCUCAGCCGUCUCCCCACAAGGAGGUUGAGGGUUGGAGCUCGGAGUGGCAGCGUCCCUCUGAGGCUCACUCCUCCUGGUCGACCACCCCGGGCACCACCAGCACCGCCACGACCCCUACCUACACCAAGCCUCACUCGAGCACCACCACCCCGUGCACCACUAGCACCACGACUAGGCCUUACCACACCACCACCACCACCCCGGUCACUACCACCAGCACCAAGACUAGGCCUUACCACACCACCACCACCACCCCGGUCACUACCACCAGCACCAAGACUAGGCCUUACCACACCACCACCACCCCGGUCACUACCACCACCCCGGUCACCACCACCACCCCGGUGAAGUCUACCACCACUACUCAGCACACCACUAAGACUAUCACCGUUGUGACCACCACCUGCCCUGUCACCUCCAAGGUUGUCACCUCUGGCACCAAGGUCAUCACUAUUCCCGUGACUGAGACCAACACCAUUACUCUCACCUCGACCAUUGUCUGUGAGGAGUGCGAGAAGUCCAUGACCUUCCACGCUGCUACUCAGCCCCCUACCACGGCUCCUUCCUCCACCGUUGUGAAGUCCACCUCCGUUGUGGUUCCUCCGGUUGUGUCCACCUCCGUCGUGGUUCCUCCGGUUGUGUCGACCUCCGUCGUGGUUCCUCCCGCUGAUCCACCUCCGUUGUGGUUCCCCCCGGCUGAAGUCACCUCCGCUGUGGUGAUCCCCGGUGGUUCCACCUCCGUUGUUGUGAUCCCCGCUGUUUCCACCCCGGCUGUGGUCCCUGCUGCCUCUGUGGCUCCUGCUGCCUCCGUGCCCGCUGUUGCUCCCGUGGCCCCUGCUGCCUCCGUGGCUCCUGCUGUCUCCGAGGCUCCUGCUGCCUCCGUGCCCGCUGUUGCUCCCGUGGCCCCUGCUGCCUCCGUGGCUCCUGCUGCCUCCGUGGCCCCCGCUGCCUCCGUGCCCGCUGUUGCUCCCGUGGCUCCUGCUGCCUCCGUGGCUCCUGCUGCCUCCGAGGCUCCUGCUGCCUCCGAGGCUCCUGCUGCCUCCGUGCCCGCUGUUGCUCCCGUGGCCCCUGCUGCCUCCGAGGCUCCUGCUGCCUCCGAGGCUCCUGCUGCUUCCGUGGCUCCUGCUGCUUCCGUGGCUCCCGCUGCCUCCGUGCCCGCUGUUGCUCCCGUGGCCCCUGCUGCCUCCGUGGCCCCUGCUGCCUCCGAGGCCCCUGCUGCCUCCGAGGCUCCUGCUGCCUCCGAGGCUCCUGCUGCUCCCGUGGCUCCUGCUGCUUCCGUGGCUCCCGCUGCCUCUGAGGCUCCUGCUGCUUCCGUGGCUCCCGCUGCCUCCGUGCCCGCUGUUGCUCAGUCUUCCACCCCUGCCCGGCCCGCUGAGUCCUCCGCUCCCGUUGAGUCCUCUGCUCCCGUUGAGUCCUCUGCUCCCGUCGAGUCUUCUGCUCCCGUGGAGUCCUCUUCUCCCGUUGAGUCCUCUGCUCCCGUUGAGUCCUCUGCUCCCGUUGAGUCUCAGACCGCUAUCGCUCAUCCCUUCACCGGUGCUGCCUCGGCUGUCAAGCCCGCUGCUGGCCUCCUGGCUGGUAUUGUCGGCCUCAUGGCUCUCCUGUAA
Messenger RNA from Penicillium maclennaniae, 1662 nucleotides. It is a transcript of the gene cspA, whose product is annotated as putative cell surface protein. The record is from RefSeq and is a predicted model, not a curated record. The transcript is spliced from 3 exons. NCBI's taxonomy places the organism in Eukaryota, Fungi, Ascomycota, Eurotiomycetes, Eurotiales, Aspergillaceae. Bases 1 to 1662 code for a protein of 553 amino acids.